Messenger RNA from Trichosurus vulpecula (common brushtail), 5127 nucleotides. It is a transcript of the gene ABCC2, whose product is annotated as ATP binding cassette subfamily C member 2. Gene Ontology annotation, cellular component: apical plasma membrane. Gene Ontology annotation, biological process: transmembrane transport. Bases 107 to 4771 code for a protein of 1554 amino acids. Gene Ontology annotation, molecular function: ATP hydrolysis activity; ABC-type transporter activity; ATP binding. The transcript has 32 exons. NCBI's taxonomy places the organism in Eukaryota, Metazoa, Chordata, Mammalia, Diprotodontia, Phalangeridae. The record is from RefSeq and is a predicted model, not a curated record.
CUUAUAGAGAACAUGCUGUGUUGUUCACCUACUAUAAGCACGGAGAAAAGGAAGAACGGAGAGGAGUUGUGAUUCACAGUAGAAGCCUGUGCACAAACUAGGAAUCAUGUUGGAAGAUUUCUGCAAUUCUACCUUCUGGAAUGCCUCAUUGCUGGACCGCCCAGAUGCCGACUUACCUCUGUGCUUUGAGCAAACUGUUCUGUUCUGGAUACCUCUGAUCUUCCUUUGGCUUUUGGCUCCUUGGCAUUUGUUCAACACAUAUAAAUCCAGAAUGAAAAAGUCAUCUUUAACCAAGCUCUACCUCACAAAGCAGGUGCUUGUUGUGUUACUCCUAAUCACAUCAAUCAUAGAGCUGGUCUUCACCAUUGUUGAAGGCUCAGGUCAGACCCCUAGACCUGCUGUUGAGUACACUAAUCCAUGUCUCUCCAUAGCCACCUGGGUCCUGGUUUUGGUGAUCCAUCACUACAGGAGAUGGUGCAUACAGAAGGACUCUUGGCUAGUGUUUAUGUUCUGGAUUUUCUCUCUGGUCUGUGGUGUUUUCCAGUUACAGACUCUUAUCAGGAUCCUCCUACAGGGAAAUGAUUCCAAUAUUGCCAGAUCCUGCCUAUAUUUCAUCUCCUAUGGUAUUCAGGUUGUUAUUGUGGUAAUUUCAGCCAUUUCAGAGAGGACUCCAGAAACCAGAGCAUCAGCAAAUAAUCCAUCAGCCACGGCCUCAUUUCUUAGCUCCAUUACCUUCAGUUGGUUUGACAGUAUCAUUGUGAAAGGCUAUAGAAAACCCUUGACUUUGGAAGAUGUCUGGGAGUUGAAUGAAAAAGAGAAAACCCAAGAAGUCUCAAAGAUAUUUGAAAAGUACAAGGAAAUAGAGAUAAAGAAGGCCAAGCGGGCACUGCAGAAACGACGUGAGAAGAGGAAAUCCCAGGAGACGUCUGAAGCCGGGAUGAAUGGCCCAAACACUAGUCAGAGCCAAGACAACCUUGUAUUGGAAGAUAUGAAACAGAAAAAAAAGAAGAAAGAGAAAAUAUCUGGAACCAAACAAGACUUUGCCAAGUCCUGGUUGAUCAAAGCUCUGUUUAAAACUUUCCGUGGUAUUUUGGUGAAGUCCUUCCUAUAUAAGCUGAUUCAAGACAUCCUGACGUUUGUGAGCCCUCAGCUCCUGAAGCUGAUGAUCUCAUUUGCUAGUGACCCCUCAACAUAUGUGUGGCAAGGCUACGGGUAUUCUGUCCUCUUCUUUGUGGUGGCCCUCAUCCAGUCCUUCAGCCUUCAGUGGUACUUUCAGUAUUGUUUCAUCCUGGGCAUGACUGUGCGGACAACCAUCAUGGCUUCCGUUUAUAGGAAGACAUUGAGUAUCUCCAACAAUGCUCGGAAGCAGUACACUAUUGGGGAAACGGUGAACCUGAUGUCUGUGGAUGCCCAGCGAUUUAUGGAUAUGACCAACUUUUUUCACCUGCUAUGGUCAUGCCCUUUGCAAAUUAUCUUAGCUGUUAUCUUCUUGUGGUUGGAGCUAGGACCCUCUAUCCUUGCAGGUCUAGGGGUAAUGGUACUACUUAUCCCCAUUAAUGCAGUGCUGGCCACCAAAAGCAGAGCAAUUCAGGUCAAGAACAUGAAAAACAAGGACAAGCGUCUGAAGCUCAUGAAUGAGAUUCUCAGCGGAAUAAAGAUCCUGAAAUACUUUGCCUGGGAGCCUUCAUUUAUGGAGCAGAUCCAGGGGAUUCGAAAGAAGGAGCUGAGGAACUUGCGGGCAUUUUCUGUGCUUCAGUGUGUUGUUGUAUUCAUCUUUAACCUGGCCCCUGUUCUGGUAUCAGUGAUCACUUUUACUGUCUACGUUAUGGUGGAUAAGAAUAAUGUUUUGGAUGCACAAAAGGCCUUCACUUCUAUCUCUCUGUUUAACAUACUCCGCUUCCCCCUGGCCUCGCUCCCCAUGCUGAUUACUACCUUACUCCAGGUUAGUGUUUCCACUGAGCGUCUGGAAAAGUACUUGACUGGAGAUGACUUGGAUACAUCCAACAUUGGACAUGAUGUCCAUUCUGGUAAAGCUAUUCAGUUGCACGAUGCCUCCUUUACCUGGGACAGAAGUAUCGAACCAGCUGUCAAAAACAUGACUCUGGACAUUAAGACAGGCCAACUGGUAGCUGUGGUGGGGACUGUUGGCUGUGGGAAAUCCUCCCUAAUGUCAGCCAUUUUGGGAGAAAUGGAGCCCAUCCAUGGGCGCGUCAAUAUCAAGGGCUCCAUAGCCUAUGUUCCUCAGCAGUCAUGGAUCCAGAAUGGCACUGUAAAAGACAACAUUCUGUUUGGAUCCCCAUUGGAUGAAAAGAGAUACCAGCAGGUUCUAGAGGCUUGUGCUCUCCUCCCAGAUUUGAAAAUACUGCCUGGAGGAGACCGCACUGAAAUUGGAGAGAAGGGUAUAAACCUCAGUGGAGGGCAGAAGCAGCGCAUCAGCCUAGCCAGAGCUGUCUACAACGACUCAGACAUCUACAUUUUGGAUGAUCCCCUCUCUGCUGUAGAUUCUCAUGUAGGAAGUCAUCUUUUCACCAAAGUCAUUGGCCCAAAUGGGCUACUGAAGGACAAGACUCGCAUAUUGGUGACACAUGGCAUUCACUUCCUUCCUCAAGUGGAUGAGAUUGUGGUCUUGGUGAACGGCACCGUAGUGGAGAAAGGAUCCUACAAUGCUCUAUUGGCUAACAAAGCAACAUUUGCCAGGAAUCUGAAGCUAUAUGCCAAGCAGAACAGCUCGGAAGGAGAGGCCACAGUUGGUGACGGGAGUGAAAGUGAAGAUGAAGAUGACCUUGACUUAAUACCAAGUAUAGAAGAAAUUCCUGAUGAGGUGGCCUCCUUGGCCUUAAAAAGGGAGAAUAGCUUUCAACGAACACUCAGUCGAAGAUCCAGGUCUGACAGCAACAGACAUCGGAAGUCCCUCCGAAAUUCCCUAAAAGUUGGUAAUAUGAAGCCAAAGCAAAAAGAACAUGAAGAGGUGGUGAAAGGACAGAAACUAAUUGAAAAAGAAGCGGUAGAAACUGGACAGGUGAAGCUCUCCGUAUUCCUGAAGUACCUGAAUGCAAUGAGAUGGUGGCUUAUCACCUUCACCCUCCUUGCUUACAUGGGAAAUUCUGCGGCUUUCAUGGGAUCCAGCUUCUGGCUCACUGAAUGGACCAAUGACUCCCAGAAAUACUGGAAUCGAACUUAUCCAGCCUCUCAGCGGGACUUGAGAAUUGGAGUUUAUGGGGCUCUAGGAGUUACCCAAGGUUUGUCUGUGCUUUUGGCAACUCUUCUGUCCACCUAUGGUGCCAUAAGUGCUUCCCGAGGCCUGCACAAGCAGCUACUAGACAACAUCCUUCGAGCGCCCAUGAGCUUUUUUGACACAACACCCACAGGAAGGAUUGUGAACAGGUUUGCCAACGAUAUUUCUACAGUGGAUGACACCAUACCUGCGUCCUUCCGAAGCUGGAUCCUUUGCUUCUUGAGCAUUCUCAGUACCCUUAUUAUGAUCUCUGUGGCUACCCCAGUUUUUGUCGCUGUCCUUGUUCCUCUGGCCAUCAUUUAUAUCCUUGUACAGAGAUUCUACGUGGCCACCUCCCGACAGCUGAGACGUCUAGAUUCUGUCACCAAGUCUCCAGUGUACUCCCACUUCAGUGAAACGGUGACGGGUUUGCCGAUAAUCAGGGCCUUUCAGCAUCGGCAGAGGUUUCUGAAGGACAAUGAAGGCUUAAUUGACACUAACAAGAAAUGCUUGUUUUCCUGGAUCAUUUCCAAUAGGUGGCUGGCGAUUCGAUUGGAGCUGGUUGGGAACCUGGUGGUGUUCUUUUCUGCCUUGCUGUCGGUCAUUUAUAGAAACACCCUGAAGGGGGACGUAGUGGGCUUGGUGCUUUCCAACGCACUCAGCAUUACACAAGUUCUGAACUGGUUGGUGAGGAUGACUUCUGAACUGGAGACCAACAUUGUGGCUGUUGAGCGAAUAGAUGAGUACGUCAAAGUAAAAAAUGAGGCCCGCUGGAUUACAGAGAAGAGGCCUCCAGCCAACUGGCCCAGCAAAGGUGAGAUCUGCUUCACUAAUUACCAAGUGCGUUAUCGCCCUGAGCUGGAGCUGACAUUGCACGGGAUAACCUGUAACAUUGAGAGUACAGAGAAGGUUGGCGUAGUAGGCAGGACGGGAGCUGGGAAGUCAUCCCUUACCAACUGCCUCUUCAGGAUCUUAGAAGCUGCAGGAGGCCAGAUCACAAUUGACGGACUAGACAUUGCCUCCAUCGGGCUCCAUGAUCUCCGAAACAAACUGACCAUCAUCCCUCAGGAUCCCAUCCUGUUCACUGGAAGCCUGAGAAUGAAUUUGGAUCCUUUCAACAAGUACUCUGAUGAAGAGAUCUGGAAGGCGCUGGAAUUGGCUCACCUGAAGCCCUAUGUGGCAGGCUUGGCAGAGGGUCUGUCCUAUGAAGUGAGCGAGGCUGGUGACAACUUCAGUGUUGGACAGAGACAGCUUCUGUGCCUGGGUCGUGCUCUGCUUCGGAAAUCAAAGAUACUCAUCCUGGAUGAGGCCACAGCUGCUGUGGAUCUUGAAACAGAUAACCUAAUCCAGGCCACAAUCCGAAAGGAGUUCUCCGACUGUACAGUCAUUACCAUCGCCCACCGCCUGCACACAAUUAUGGACAGCGACAGGGUUAUGGUAUUGGAUAGCGGGAGGAUUGUAGAAUAUGACAGUCCUGAAAAACUACUCCAGAGGUCGGGUGCCUUUUACCUCAUGGCCAAAGAUGCUGGCAUCGAAAGUGUGAACACAUCACUUUAGCUACAUCCAAAUGCCAAGAGGCUACCAACACACAAACGCUGAUGUAAACAAAGCUAUACAAAGGACAUUGGCUUCUGAGCCGGACUAUCUGGAUCUUCACUAUCAUUUAGCUAUCCCACAGGGCUGAGGCACUGAAAUCCAUACAUUUGGCCCUGGCCCUUCUAUGCUGAUCUUAAGGCUAUCUUAAAAUUCCCAAAAUAUACAGAAGGGAUUAAAAGUGACGGAUCAUUGAUACCUUGGGUGGUACCUGCUGUAGGAGAAUGCUGAGUAACAUCCUGAGGACAGUAACUAUUUUUUUUUUGUCCACAGUACCUAGGAAGUAGUAGGUACCUAAUAAAUGCUUGUUGAUUAAGGGA